Messenger RNA from Adineta steineri, 883 nucleotides. The record is from the annotation of a GenBank genome assembly. NCBI's taxonomy places the organism in Eukaryota, Metazoa, Rotifera, Eurotatoria, Adinetida, Adinetidae.
AUGAAUAAUGCAGUUGCCAAAAUAACAAGUGCUGGACGUCGCGAUGUUCCUUUACUUGAUUUACCAGUAGAUGCGACACAAAAUGAUGCAGAUACAACUUCUAUACCAGCCGCUCAAAUCGAACAACCAUCAUUACCUAAUGGACAUCCUUCACAUGAUGCUGAAAAACAUUUACGUGCUAAAUUACGAUAUUUUUUCAUGUCACCUUGUUGGAAAUGGCAUUUAAAACGACAAUUUCCAUGGAAAGCAUGGUUUCAGUUUAUUAAAAUUAUUCUUGUUACUGCUCAGUUAAUUCUAUUUGGUAUUGAACGACAAACACAUGUCAUAUUUAUUUCUGAAAGUAAUACAACAUUUCAUCAUUUAUUUAUUCGUGGUUGGAGUGCAAGUGAUGAAACAUUACCGUAUCCAAGAGCAUCUGGAGAUUUUGCUGUUUACACAAAUAAAGAAUUUCUUGAUUCAAUUAAUUUUGCUGUACAUCGUUUUAAUAAUCUAGCAAAUUUAUCAUUGGGUUUAUUUGAUUUUCACGAUCAUUCAUCAUCAAAGUCAAUCGAUAUUAAUUCUGAAAAAGGUGAUCGUGUUGUUAAAUUAUGUUUAAAUCGUUUUAAAACAUGCCGAAUUGAUCCAACUUCACACACGUAUAUAUUAGAUAGUGAAAUUGAAGAUGCUUGUUUUACAUUGAAUGCAACAGAUAACUUUAAUGUUGAGCAUUACCUAUUGCAUAGGCAUAACGAAACUAUAAGUUAUUGUGGACUUAAUGAACUAACACUUAAAUUUGCUAUUCAUGCUAUUCAACUUAAAAAUCAAAAACCAUUUAGUUUACCUGAUUGCUAUCAUUUUUCAAUCAAAGUACUACAUUUAUUUGUUUUUAAACAAAGAAAAAUAU